AAUAUUAUCAACUGUUAAAUCAUCAACAAACAAAGGGAGCUCGAUGAAGACUGAGGGUGUAGUUCAGUUCACCGGCAGAAAGCGCAGCCUUAUUGAAGAUGCCAGGAAAGAGCGCGAGAGUGGUGGGUUGCCCUCACCCGGCACCUCGCGCUGUGCAGACCACUUCGUUUUUGAGGAGAAGGAUGGAAAAGUUGCCCUCAAUAUAGUGUUCACUCUCAGCAGCGAAAAGAAAUCAGGGCUAUCCAAGACGGGCAAAGUUUUAGAGACUUUUGAAGCCAAGAUCCAUCAUAUUGAAACCAGACCAGGAAGGAGGACGAAGAACAGCGUGGUGGCGGAUCUGGAAUACUUUGUAAGGUGUGAGAUUCACAGCUCCGACACGGACGUCUUAAUCAACUCCCUCAAAAGGGUUGCAGACGAUGUCCGUGCGAUCGCAGAGGAGAAAGUUCCUUGGUUCCCAAGGAAGAUCGGGGAUCUGGACAAGUGCAAUCAUUUAAUAACAAAAUAUGACCCGGAUUUAGACGAAGACCACCCAGGCUACAGGGAUCCGGAGUACAGGAGGAGAAGAGCUUUCAUCGCUGAACUCGCCUUUAGCUACAAACAAGGAGAUCCUUUGCCCAAAGUGGACUAUACACCGGAGGAGGUUGCAACCUGGAGACAAGUAUACCAGACUCUGAGGGGCAUAUACCCAACGCAUGCCUGCAGACAGUACUUGGAGACUCUGCAGCAGUUGGAGAAGGACUGUGGAUAUGGAGAAGACAACAUUCCUCAACUGAGAAAUGUCUCCACCUUCCUAAAAGAAAGGACAGGUUUUCAGCUGCGCCCAGUCGCUGGAUUGCUGUCUGCAAGAGACUUCCUGGCCAGCUUGGCAUUCCGAGUGUUUCAGUGCACUCAGUACAUCCGCCACUCCUCCACCCCAAUGCACUCUCCAGAGCCUGAUUGCUGUCAUGAACUACUUGGCCACAUCCCCAUGCUGGCAAACAAGGAGUUUGCUCAAUUUUCACAGGAACUUGGUCUUGCUUCAUUGGGAGCAUCAGACGAGGACAUUGAAAGGCUGUCUACGCUCUAUUGGUUCACAGUGGAGUUUGGUCUCUGUAAACAGGACGGGGCCAUUAAGGCAUACGGCGCUGGGCUGCUGUCAUCGUAUGGAGAGCUCAUGUAUGCUCUUUCCAAUGAGCCAGAGUACAAACCCUUCAAUGCUGAGGAGGCUGCAGUCCAGCCAUAUCAAGACCAGACCUACCAGCCAGUAUACUUCGUGUCAGAGAGCUUUGAAGAUGCAAAGGCCAAGCUGAGGCGGUACUCGCUGACAAUCCAGAAGGCCUUCUCUGUCCGGUACGACCCAUUUACAUGCAGCAUGGAGGUCCUGGACCAGCCGGGAAAGAUCCAGAACGCUCUUAGUCAGAUGAGGGAGGACCUGAAGAUACUGCAUAGCGCUUUAGAGAAACUGGUCUGAAUCAGAACCGAACAGGACCCCAAAUGUACAAACCUCCAAUAUCAUUUUAAAUAAGCUCAAACCGAUGACAGGUGAAAGGCUGAAUUUGCAAGACGCCUUGAAGAUGCUUUAAAAUCUUGAAUCUACUGUAGUCUUUUAGCAUAGGGAAUGUCUGAUCAGAUAAUAUGUUCCUGCAUCUUAGUUUCAAGAUAGUAAAAGACUUUAUUUCAGUUCUUUAAAAAGAAUUGCAAUACACUGUACAUACUAAAUGCGCAUAAGCUUGUACUGUGUAUAAACUGUAAGCUGCAAAUUAAUUUAUCUCAUUCCAUAUAAAUACAAUUAAGAAAAUGAAAAUGAUUUUUCUUUUGAAAAAUUGCCAUUUCCAUUGCUUGACGAACCCAUACAUCAUCCAGUCAGCCCUGAAACAAUCCUCACAUUCUACCACAAUAAAACCAUGUGUGUUUGUGUGUGGCUUGUGAAUGUGUGAGAGAAUGAAAGGCUACUAGAAAAUAGUCCUUAAAUUCUGUCCAGGCAAUUUGUCUUAUUAGUCAAGAAUGACUUCUUAUUAUAAGCAUGUUGCUAGCUCUGCUGGCUCUAGUCAGAUCCAACUGUGAUGAGUCAGCUUUGAUCUAGAUCAGUGGGGUUCUCAGUGGUUUGGGCAAAUACAGCAGAGAUGACUGUAUGAUUGUGUAGAGAGAAGCAGUGAUCAGGUUGCAUCUGUGCUGAAGUCCCCCAUUUAAAAAAAUGCCCUCAAAACUGUCAGCCCCAUCACAUUGUUAAUAGCUUCUACAGUUACAGACCAGUCUGUUCCACUGAAUUAUGCUUCCAGCAAAACACAGCAGUACAGCAGGAAUGGAGCUAUUACCCAAACUCGUCAUUUUUUUCCCCAAACAUAGGCCAUAUUAAGUAGUCUUCAACUUCUGCACAUUAAAUCUGUCAAAUGCCUGUGUACAAAGUUAGACACAGAAUUUAUAAGACUCCCAGAUGUCCUUCCAAACCCCUUUUCUAACACAUCACCUUUUAUAUAUUUUAAAUACAGUUCAUUCCAAUUUGCAAAUCUUGCUGAAACCACAGCUUGGAACCAAAUUUGCACUGUUCCAAAAACAUUUACGUUGCCACAGCAAUAAGAUAACCACUGUAUGUCCCUGAAUAAAAAACUUGGAUCUAAAAUACAAACUGGAAUCCAAGUUAAUCCUGCCCAGAAGCACAUAGCUUUUCUUUUAACAGACAUGGACAUCAGAUCAAUCUCCAGACACAUACACCAAUUGCAAUACAUGGACUAUAUAUUUUUUAUAAACACAUUUGAGAACACAACCUACUAACAAAGGAAUCUAUAAGUCUAUGACGACAAAUGCCACCAUUAAUGACGACAGAUCCAACACGAUAAAAUUUUGAGGAAUAAAAGCAGUGCAUAUGUGAAGUCAACAUUUUAAAAUAGAAAAGAAAAAAAGCCCUGACCCGAUCUGUCAAUGACUAAAAGUGCCACCAGAUGGCAAUCUUGAGACAAGCCAUCGGGCCCUGGAAACACUGAUCGAAACAGAUAUUUGAUGACUCAUUUUUCAGAGAAAAGAUCCUUCUACCCCAUUCUAAAUCUCUAUAAAAGUUGUUAUUAUACCCAUUGGAAAAUAUUCCGUGUGUGCGUAGAGAUGUUGACGCUUGACGUGAAUCCCUUUGUGGUCAACGAACUCUUUACAGCUCUGGCCCAUGCCAAAUCCUCUAAUGUUCAGCAGAGAUCCCAUUUAGACUUGUUCAAACAAAGAGAACUGAUCAGAAUAAUGAUAGCAUGUCAUAAAUAUGCAUGGCGGUUUAUGAACACAGUCCAAGAAAAACACAGUGCUGUCUAACACGCAUGACAUACACCGCUAACAGGUGUGAAACAUACCGUUUAACACUACUGAAACAUUAACCGCUGCCAAACACGUCCGAAGCGAACGCAACGAACAGGGCACCCUCUCGUGUCUGAAAAAUAAGCCGCUACAAACGUGCCUGCACAUUGCCCUCUUCCUGUACUGGUC
Messenger RNA from Anguilla rostrata (American eel), 3444 nucleotides. It is a transcript of the gene th2, whose product is annotated as tyrosine hydroxylase 2. Lineage: Eukaryota; Metazoa; Chordata; Actinopteri; Anguilliformes; Anguillidae. The transcript has 12 exons. Gene Ontology annotation, cellular component: perikaryon; cytoplasm; axon. Gene Ontology annotation, molecular function: iron ion binding; tyrosine 3-monooxygenase activity. The coding region runs from base 44 to 1450 and encodes 468 amino acids. The record is from RefSeq and is a predicted model, not a curated record. Gene Ontology annotation, biological process: dopamine biosynthetic process from tyrosine.